UCCUGCUACCCUGCUGGCAAGUAGCUGCGGCCGCUGGCGCCAUGGGGACCGCCUCGUCGCUCGUGAGCCCUGCGGGCGGGGAGGUGAUCGAGGACACCUACGGGGCGGGCGGCGGUGAGGCCUGUGAGAUCCCGGUGGAGGUGAAGCCCAAGGCCCGCCUGCUGCGCAGCUCGUUCCGCCGGGGCGCGGGAGUGGCGGCGGCGGCGGCGGGGGCCGGGCCCGGGUCGCUGCCCCGCGGGGCGGGCGGCGGCGGGCUGCUGGGGGCCAGCUUCAAGUCCACUGGCUCGUCGGUGCCCGAGCUGGAGUACGCGGCGGCCGAGUACGAGCGGCUGAAGAAGGAGUACGAGAUCUUCCGGGUCAGCAAGAACCAGGAGUUGUUAUCCAUGGGCCGCCGUGAGGCCAAGCUGGACACAGAGAACAAGCGGCUGCGGGCCGAGCUGCAGGCACUUCAGAAAACUUACCAGAAGAUACUUCGGGAAAAGGAAAGUGCUUUAGAAGCAAAAUACCAAGCAAUGGAGAGAGCAGCUACAUUUGAACAUGACAGAGAUAAAGUUAAAAGACAAUUCAAGAUUUUUAGGGAGACCAAGGAGAAUGAAAUUCAGGAUUUAUUGAGGGCCAAGCGAGAGUUGGAGAGCAAACUUCAGAGGCUACAGGCUCAGGGGAUCCAAGUAUUUGAUCCUGGGGAGUCUGAUUCAGAUGACAACUGUACAGAUGUUACUGCUGCUGGAACCCAGUGUGAAUAUUGGUCCGGUGGAGCCUUGGGAAGUGAGCCUUCGAUUGGGAGCAUGAUCCAACUUCAGCAGUCCUUUCGGGGCCCUGAGUUCGCCCAUAGUUCUAUAGAUGUAGAAGGACCCUUUGCUAAUGUCAACAGAGAUGACUGGGAUAUUGCUGUAGCUAGUUUAUUACAAGUUACCCCGCUGUUUUCGCAUUCUCUGUGGAGUAACACUGUCAGAUGUUACCUUAUUUGUACAGAUGAAACUCAGCCCGAAAUGGAUCUUUUCCUUAAGGACUAUUCACCUAAACUUAAGAGGAUGUGUGAGACAAUGGGAUAUUUUUUCCAUGCUGUAUAUUUUCCAGUAGAUAUUGAAAAUCAAUACCUCACUGUAAGAAAAUGGGAAAUUGAGAAGAGCUCAUUAGUUAUCUUAUUCAUUCAUUUAACUUUACCGAGCUUUUUAUUGGAGGACUGUGAAGAAGCUUUUCUGAAAAACCCUGAAGGCAAACCACGGUUAAUUUAUCAUCGUUUGGAGGAUGGGGAAGUCAGUUCUGACUCUGUCCAGCAACUGAUUGAUCAAGUUUCUAACCUGAACAAGACCAGCAAAGCCAAGAUCAUUGAUCACUCAGGAGAUCCUGCAGAAGGAGUAUAUAAAAUUUAUAUAUAUGUGGAAAAGAUUAUUAAACAGGACAUCCUGGGCUUUGAAAACACAGACUUGGACACUAAGGAUUUGGGCAGUGAAGAUUCCACUCCAGAAGAAGACGAUUUUGGUGAUGUUCUAUGGGACAUCCAUGAUGAACAAGAGCAAAUGGAAGCUUUUCAGCAGGCUUCAAACUCAGCCCAUGAGUUGGGAUUCGAGAAAUAUUACCAGCGCCUCAAUGAUCUGGUGGCAGCACCGGCACCAAUUCCGCCCCUUCUUGUAUCUGGAGGACCAGGCUCUGGAAAGUCCCUUCUUCUGUCAAAGUGGAUCCAGUUACAGCAGAAGAAUUCUCCUAACGCUCUAAUCCUUUCUCAUUUUGUGGGGAGGCCCAUGUCAACCAGCUCAGAGUCUUCCCUGAUUAUUAAACGACUAACUCUAAAGUUGAUGCAGCAUUCUUGGUCAGUAUCUGCUCUGACAUUGGAUCCUGCUAAGCUUCUGGAAGAAUUCCCACGUUGGCUGGAAAAACUCUCUGCUCGUCAUCAAGGCAGCAUCAUCAUCGUUAUCGAUUCUAUCGAUCAAGUGCAGCAAGUUGAAAAACACAUGAAAUGGCUGAUAGACCCACUGCCAGUGAACGUGAGAGUAAUUGUUUCCGUGAAUGUAGAAACCUGCCCUCCAGCGUGGAGGUUGUGGCCUACACUUCAUCUUGACCCUUUAAAUCCAAAAGAUGCAAGAUCUAUUAUAAUGGCAGAAUGCCACUCUGUAGACAUUAAAUUGAGUAAAGAACAGGAGAAGAAGCUAGAACGACACUGUCGUUCUGCUACAACCUGCAAUGCCCUUUAUGUCACCCUUUUCGGCAAAAUGCUGGCAUGUGCUGGGAGAGCAGGCAAUUUAGAUAAACUCCUUCUUCAGUGUUUCCAGUGUCAAGACACUGUUUCAUUAUAUAGACUUGUUCUGCAAUCUAUCCAGGAGUCCAUGGCAAAUGACAUGGAUAAAGAACUAAUGAAACAGAUUCUCUGCCUCGUAAAUGUUAGUCACAAUGGUGUGAGUGAGUCAGAAUUGAUGGAACUGUAUCCUGAGAUGUCCUGGGCUGUCUUGACCUCCCUUAUUCACAGUUUGCACAAAAUGUGUUUGUUGACUUACAGUUGUGGUUUGCUCAAGUUUCAACAUCUACAGGCUUGGGAAACAGUGAGACUAGACUACAUGGAAGGUCCUACCAACAUUUCUUCAUAUAGGCAAAAUCUCAUCAACUAUUUCACCAUGCAGCUAAGUCAGGACCGAGUGACUUGGAGAAGUGCGGAUGAACUCCCGUGGCUUUUCCAGCAGCAGGGGAGCAAACAGAAGCUUCACGACUGCCUUCUCAAUCUCUUUGUGUCCCAAAACCUCUAUAAAAGAGGACACUUUGCUGAGUUGCUGAGUUACUGGCAGUUUGUUGGCAAAGACAAAAGUGCGAUGGCAGCAGAAUACUUUGAUUCACUGAAGCAGUAUGAGAAAAACUGUGAAGGCGAGGAGAGUAUGAUUUGCUUAGCUGAUCUUUAUGAAACCCUGGGGCGAUUUCUCAAGGACCUAGGCCUUCUCAGCCAGGCUGUCGUGCCUUUGCAGAGGUCUCUAGAGAUUCGAGAAACGGCUUUAGAUCCGGAUCACCCACGAGUAGCUCACGCCCUCCACCAGCUAGCCAGCGUGUACGUGCAGGGGAAGAAGUUCGGCAACGCGGAACAGCUGUAUAAGCAGGCACUGGAGAUCGCAGAAAACGCCUAUGGUGCGGACCAUCCGCAUGUUGCGCGCGAACUUGAGGCACUUGCGACUUUGUACCAGAAGCAAAAUAAAUACGAACAAGCUGAACAUUUUAGGAAAAAAUCUUUUAAAAUUCGUCAGAAAGCUACAAGGAGAAAAGGCAACUUGUAUGGAUUUGCCCUUUUACGUAGACGGGCCUUACAGUUAGAAGAGCUCACGCUGGGUAAGGACACACCUGACAACGCCCGGACCCUCAAUGAACUGGGUGUGCUCUACUAUCUUCAGAACAACCUGGAAACAGCUGACCAGUUUCUGAAGCGCUCCUUGGAGAUGAGGGAGCGAGUCCUAGGGCCAGAUCACCCUGACUGUGCCCAGUCUUUGAAUAAUCUCGCGGCUCUAUGCAAUGAAAAGAAACAGUAUGAUAAAGCAGAAGAACUUUAUGAAAGAGCCUUAGACAUUCGGAGACGAGCACUAGCCCCUGAUCACCCUUCUCUGGCUUAUACAGUGAAGCAUCUUGCAAUCUUGUAUAAGAAAAUGGGGAAACUUGACAAAGCUGUACCUCUGUAUGAGCUGGCUGUUGAAAUUCGGCAGAAGUCCUUCGGUCCAAAGCACCCUAGUGUAGCUACUGCCUUGGUGAACUUAGCUGUUCUUUAUAGCCAGAUGAAAAAACACAUUGAAGCCUUGCCGUUAUAUGAAAGAGCAUUAAAGAUUUAUGAGGACAGCCUGGGUCGGAUGCAUCCUCGAGUUGGAGAAACAUUAAAAAACUUAGCUGUGCUUAGCUAUGAAGAAGGGGAUUUUGAAAAAGCUGCUGAACUAUACAAAAGGGCGAUGGAAAUAAAAGAAGCAGAAACAUCGCUUUUGGGUGGAAAAGCUCCUUCCCGACACUCAUCAAGUGGAGACACAUUUAGCUUAAAAACAACUCAUUCUCCUAAUGUUUUCCUUCAUCAAGGACAAAGGUAAUAGCAGCAAUUACAAUUCACUGCAGAUGUACAUUAGGAUGAAAUAAUUAAGAAACAUUUGGAGCAUUACUUUAAAAUUCAUGAAAACUGUUUUUAAGAAAAUUUAUUUUUACUUUGUGUGAUUUAACUGUUAAUUGUAUGAAAUUGUAUUGGACUCCACUGAAGUUUGAGUCAUGACUGUGUCGGGUUUUAGCUGUUUAAAAGAAUUACCCUUCCUAUUGUGUGGGAUCCCAGGAUGGAGAUACGUCAGAAUGCUCACAUGUCUGGCGUGAGGAGUUGAUCAUGAAGAGCAGACUGGUCUCUGUUCUACAAGAGCUGGCAAAGCCGCUAAGACAGGGAGUUCGAGAACUCUGGUUCUUCUCAUCUCUCAAAAGCUACUUUAGCCUCAGCAUUCCUCGUCUUGCUUUUCUGCAGCAGUCUGACCCAGUUUUCUACCUCAAAAAAAAGUUUCAAGGAAUAAAAGGGAUGUUUACGAAAAGUAUGAAUCGUCUUCUGUAAAACGAACUAGUAACAGGAGCCUCUGACUGCUGCUUUUUUUUUUUUUUUUCUACUUUUCCCUUGAGCCCUCUGCCUUCUGGGCUCUCUACAUUGUAUGUUGUUUUACUGUGUAGAAUGUACCUGCAUAACCUGGUCAUUAAUGCAGUAACAGAUGAUGGCAUUCUUUGACCUUUCCCAAAAUAUGGACAGGACCUUCUUUCUUAAGUGGCCUCAAUCUGUCUCAAAUAUUUAUAUCUCAAACUUAAAUUAGUUGGCCAUUUUAUACUGAAAAUUAAAUAUUUUUAUAGAUUUUAUAAAUUGCCAGCUUAAGAUAUUGUUUUAUACCAUUUAUGUAUUUAUAUAUAAUAAAAUCUUCAAUUUUAAUACUUGUAAGAUUCCAACAUGUAUUCAUUGUAAAGGUGAAAGAUGUAACAACCAUACUUGCUGUUUUAAAAUAAAAGUGCAAUUUCAAA
Camelus dromedarius (Arabian camel) is the source of this 4992-nucleotide messenger RNA. It is a transcript of the gene NPHP3, whose product is annotated as nephrocystin 3. Gene Ontology annotation, molecular function: protein binding. The record is from RefSeq and is a predicted model, not a curated record. Bases 42 to 4043 code for a protein of 1333 amino acids. The transcript is spliced from 27 exons. NCBI's taxonomy places the organism in Eukaryota, Metazoa, Chordata, Mammalia, Artiodactyla, Camelidae. Gene Ontology annotation, biological process: determination of left/right symmetry; convergent extension; kidney development.